GUCCCUGCACGGCGGUGGGCGGGCCCCUGGGGCGGUGGCGGUUACGCGCAUGCGCCGGGGCUGGAGGGGCUGCGUUCCCUUUGGAGGGCAGGUUUCCAGAAUCCAAAUGGCUCUCUUAAGCAGGCAACUGGGUUUAUCCUUAAGCCACCUGAGCAGUGCAGUGAUCCAGCGACAUUUCAGCACCACUGGGGCAUGCCGAGCGAUACAGAAACUCACCCGUGUGCGAGUGGUGGACAACAGCAGCUUGGGUAACACACCCUACCACCGACCACCAAAAUGUAUCCAUGUGUAUAACAAGACUGGAGUUGGCAAAGUAGGAGAUAAAAUCCUUCUGGCUAUCAAAGGAGAAAAGAAGAAGGCUUUGAUUGUAGGGCACAAGAUGCCUGGUCCCCCCAUGACACCUAGGUUUGAUUCCAACAAUGUGGUACUCAUAGAAGACAAUGGAAAUCCAGUAGGGACUAGAAUAAAAACACCAAUACCCUAUAUCCUGCGGCAAAGAGAAGGAGAGUUCUCCAAAGUAUUGGCCAUCGCCCGCAGCUUUGUAUGAAAGCUAAAAAAGGUUUCUGGACAUCCUGGUUAUAUGCUUUCAUACAAUAGCUGUUCCUUGGUCCUUUUCUGGAAAAUGGUGAAGUGUGAAUAAAUUGGCUCAUCAAGAGUCUCUCAUUUAAGAAACACAAACAAGUAUUUUAAAUGCUGAAAUACCUUGUUUCUCUCCAAAAUAAUGUUGAUCUAUUUCACAGAACUUCUGCAGUGCUUUGGGGCAAUGCUCCUUCACGCUUACUGCCCUGGUGUUGUGAAUUUGGUCUCUAAUCAUUAAAAUCAGAACAUGAAAAUCC
Molecule: messenger RNA, 836 nt
Organism: Calypte anna (Anna's hummingbird)
Lineage: Eukaryota; Metazoa; Chordata; Aves; Apodiformes; Trochilidae
Gene: MRPL14
Product: mitochondrial ribosomal protein L14
Exons: 3
Coding region: 50-547 (165 amino acids)
Biological process (GO): translation
Cellular component (GO): ribosome; mitochondrion
Molecular function (GO): structural constituent of ribosome
Source: RefSeq, a predicted model, not a curated record